This is a messenger RNA of Emericellopsis atlantica, 1687 nucleotides long. RefSeq lists its product as uncharacterized. Gene Ontology annotation, biological process: transcription initiation at RNA polymerase II promoter; transcription open complex formation at RNA polymerase II promoter. The transcript has 2 exons. The record is from RefSeq and is a predicted model, not a curated record. The coding region runs from base 374 to 1627 and encodes 417 amino acids. Lineage: Eukaryota; Fungi; Ascomycota; Sordariomycetes; Hypocreales; Bionectriaceae. Gene Ontology annotation, cellular component: transcription factor TFIIE complex.
CUGUGAGAAUUGGAAUACCAAGUAGUUACGCGACACCUCUAGGAGACAUGCAUCGCUUAUUGUCGCCCAAACAGCUACUGUCGCACUGACCGCCAGAUAUUUUCGGGAUCCCAUGACGGCAAAGCGCCUGCCAGAGUCGAUGCACACAUAGGUCCGAGAACUUAGUAGUGUCUGCGAUGUGCAUGGUGUCAAGCCCAUUCCCAACGUCUUCAAGUGGGAUGGUCUGUGUGCACGAGGCGCGUCUCAUCGCUGUAUCGGUUGCCUCGUGGAUUUGCACCGAUUUCGCAGGAUAGAGCAGACGUACACCAUACGAGUUGGCGAAGCGACCAAAGAACGAUCGAACACUUCUGUCUCGCAAGACCUCGUUGCGAUCAUGGACCUCGCUGUAGACUUGGUCAAGUCGGUGUUGCGUGCCUUCUACUCGACGCGUGAGAUUCUGGUCAUUGAUGCUCUCGUCUUGCACCGAACUAUUCGCGACGAUGAUCUCUCAUACUUGAUGAACCUGAACACGAAAGACCUGCACAAACUCUGCGGAAAGCUGCGAGAAGAUCGUCUUCUGGUACAACAAACGAGGCCGGAGCUGGUCAAGGCGAACGGACGGAGCGUGCACAAAACAUACUACUACAUCAACUACAGGCAGACUAUCGACGCGAUCAAAUGGAAAAUGUACACGGUGGGCAAGGAUGUCCAGGGCGUCGUAGUGCAGACAGACGAGAAGAAAGAGUAUUUUUGCCUUUUCUGCAAGGCUGAAUGGACAGCCAUGGAAGUUCUCGACAACUCCAGCGAUCAAGGCUUCCUGUGCCACCGAUGCGGCCACGUCCUCAAAUUUGACCGCGAGCGUAAUCCCGCCGGUCAUGAGCAAUCAACCCUUCUCAACGAGCAGUUCAAGUUCAUCACCGAAACAUUGCCCCGACUCGAUCAAGCCGAAAUACAAGAAAGCAAUUUCGAGGAGCUCUUUGAGCAGAGGCUGCCCGUCGUCCGCGAUGAAACGCACCAACGAACCGACACGGAGGCGAUCGCAGUCGAUUCUCGACCUUUGGCUGUGAAAGGGUCUUCGACAACCGGGCCGCAGACAAUCAAUAUCAGUAUUCAGUCGGCCGAUGGACCAUCGGAAGCGGAAAAGGAGGCCGAGAAAGCUCGUAAGGCGGAGAUGGCCAAGAGGAACGAAAUGCCAUCGUGGCAUGUCGAGUCCACGAUUGGCCCUGGAGUUGGGAAACCCUCAUCAAAGGGCCUCGACGCAGUCAAAAAGGAACAAGGCGAGGCUGACAAACCAGCCGAUGUCCCUCAAGCUGGCGGGGCCCAAAUUGAUGACAUCUUUGCGAAGCUAAAGGCAGAGCAGGCCUUGGAGCAAUCUCGGAAAGAUGCAGAGGAAGACGAUUCCGGGUCUGACGACGAGGACGAGGAAGGAUUUGAGGACGUUCCCACCACGGGCGCGAGCUCUGCGCGUGCCACUACGACUACACCUAUCAUGAAACGCGAGGCUUCCGGUGAAAUAUCUAGAGGCUCGGAGGAAAGACAAGCGAAGAGAGUGAAGAUCGAAUCGGAAGUCAAGCCUGAACCGAACGUCAAGGAAGAGCCUCCUGCUAGCGACGAGGACGACGAUGAGCUUGAAUUUGAGGACGUCUGAGGGCAGCUACUCUGGAUAAUAAUGAUAAUACCAAUAACAACAACCACAUGCAACCCCAGU